AUGCCUAGCCUGUUGCGGGACCAGCAGGCCAAACGAGCCAAACCCGCGCAACAUGCGAGCUUGGAGAUGCCCUCUCUCAAAGAAAGAGGCCUUUUUGCACUUCCCACCGAGGGAGACGGUAAUUGUCUCUACUAUUCCCUCUCCGAUCAACUGUAUGGCGACACCCACCAUGCAGAUGAAAUCCGCCAAUUGCUAGCCAAUCAUAUGGCUGCAAACAAAGACUACUUCAUGCAAUUUGUCGUUGCUGAAGGUGGGGAGCGUCGACGUCCCAAACGUGCGGCCGCAUCUGCAUAUGCUACCCGCUCGGCCAAUGUCUCCGCUCCCUCACAGACGGACAUGGAACUUCGGUUCCAAGAAAUGAUCGCCACCUCCCGGAAGAACGGUGCGUGGGGUAGUUCCGAGCACCUGCAGGCAUUUUGUCAGGUCUUCAAAGUAGACUUGAACGUCUACACCAUGCACGGUGUAUCAGUGUUUCGGGAUAUCAAUGCCAUUGAAAAUGAGUCUCGGAGCGUUCUGCAUGUAGCCUUUCACGACUUCAAACAUUACUCCUCAGUGCGGGUCAUCAACGCCACACAUGAAGGACUUAUUACCAAACUGAAGGUCGUGGAACAACCCGACGUGAUCCAGCCUGCGAUCGCAGAUUCCGCAGCUGACAAUGAGCAUCAAAGUGUCACUCCCUCACAAGGAGAGACUGUUGAUGGCCAUGCAGCUCAUGACGCUGAUACCGUUUCCCGUGAACAGGGAGUUCCGGCCGAGCCAAAAUCCUCUGGCGAUCAUACAUCCAAUGAUGAAGGACUUGGCGGGCGAUAUGACCGGGAGACCAUCGUAGACAUGCUUCAGAGGUGUCGUGGUGACAUUGACCGCGCAUUUGCUGCUCUAUUGGAUGAGGGGCCCGAUGCGCCAUUCGAUAAAAAAGCUGCCCCCACAAUGCCCAUCAAACCAAGUUUGCAGGCCUCACGCUCCUCCUCUCCUUUCAGCACAGGCAGCAAGCGGUCCGCAGAUGAUAGCGAUGAUUCAGAAGACCCUCAUCCCGCACGACAUGUCCGCCCCAAAAAACGCCUUGUUUCCAAUCUCACUUUGGGCGUUGGGAUCUCAUUCAGGGAUGAGCACGAUGAGGUCGUAUCCUUGAAUCUUCGAAUGAACUCCGACGCAGAAGACGGUCAGGACACAGACCGUUCUCCUCCUGGGAACACUACCCCGGAACAAUCGGACGCGGAGGGAAAACAAUGUCGUCGCAGCCGCCGACUUUCCCGUCCUCGCCCGGUUUGA
Molecule: messenger RNA, 1269 nt
Organism: Penicillium paradoxum
Lineage: Eukaryota; Fungi; Ascomycota; Eurotiomycetes; Eurotiales; Aspergillaceae
Product: OTU domain-containing protein
Exons: 5
Coding region: 1-1269 (422 amino acids)
Biological process (GO): protein deubiquitination
Molecular function (GO): cysteine-type deubiquitinase activity
Source: RefSeq, a predicted model, not a curated record